AUGGACAAGAUCUCAAUCACCAUCUGCGGAGAUGGUGGAUGCGAGGAUUCCUACACCGUCACCCGCAACGUCGAUGGUCACUCCUACGUCCUUUCCAUCACCGAUACUGCAGGCCAGGAGGAGUACCGUGGGUUAUGGAGUGCCUCGACCCUGAACUCGGACGCCUUCCUCCUGGUUUACGAUAUCACCAACCCCUCGAGCCUUGAAACGCUAGAUCAUUUCAUGAACAUGAUCAACAUGGAGGCGGAGCAACGUGUCGAAGAUGAUCAGCGGCUGCGCCAGUUGGGAAAGUCUGGAUAUGUUGAUGUCGGCCAACUUGGCCUGCCACCAGUUAAAAUCGUUGUGGGUAACAAAUGCGAUCUCAAGGAUGAUCGCGUGGUGACAUCUCGCGAUGGACUCGAGUAUGCGCGCAAACACGGCUGCGGGUUUAUGGAGACUAGUGCUCGCGAAACGGUCAACAUUGAGGAGACCUUUGCCCGUAUGACAUUGUCCGUCAGCAAAGAGAGUAGAGCUAAUGAUUGGAUAGAUCUAGUCCGUCGCGUUGUCGAAGCCCGACUCCACAGCCAGGGCGCGCUUCCUCCCUGUGCUGAGCCAUCACAUACCCUACCAAGUACCGACGCAAUUGCAGGCACUCGAUCCCGUCGAAGUCGCGCGUGGGAGUUUAUCAAACACCGGAAGACAACGGAACCAAACGGCCAACAGGGUCAGGAACAGAGUGAAAUUCAGCGAACCGAAAAACAGAAACGUCAGAAGUGCUAUCGAGGUUGCGUCUGUCAGCUCUGGCGCUUUCACUUUAAAUGA
Messenger RNA from Penicillium concentricum, 801 nucleotides. RefSeq names its product putative RAS small monomeric GTPase. Gene Ontology annotation, molecular function: GTP binding; GTPase activity; GDP binding. The coding region runs from base 1 to 801 and encodes 266 amino acids. The record is from RefSeq and is a predicted model, not a curated record. Gene Ontology annotation, biological process: signal transduction. Gene Ontology annotation, cellular component: plasma membrane. The transcript has 2 exons. Lineage: Eukaryota; Fungi; Ascomycota; Eurotiomycetes; Eurotiales; Aspergillaceae.